Molecule: messenger RNA, 655 nt
Organism: Erigeron canadensis
Lineage: Eukaryota; Viridiplantae; Streptophyta; Magnoliopsida; Asterales; Asteraceae
Exons: 2
Coding region: 153-476 (107 amino acids)
Source: RefSeq, a predicted model, not a curated record
AUGACUACUACUUAUGUGUAUACAUACACUGGUAGUGAGCAAACUCAAAGAAUUGAAGAACCUAGCUAGCUAUAUAUGCCUUUUGGUUGUGUACAUGUGAUCGAUCGACGGAGCGUGUGUUAGAUAUUGAGAUUCUUGAAAUUUGAAGAUAAAUGGCAGGAGAAUCCUCAUCAUCAUCAAAUCUAAACAUAAUUGUUCACAAAAACCCUUCUGAAUCCUAUCUGUCUGAACUUGGUAUCAAAUCUUGGCCCAAGUGGGGAUGUUCACCAGGAAAGUAUCAGUUGAAGUUCGAUGCCCAAGAAACAUGUUAUUUACUAAGAGGGAAAGUAAAAGUCUACCAGAAAAACUCGUCGGAGAUCAUGUCGGAGUUUGGUGCCGGCGAUCUUGUCAUCUUACCGGAAGGUUUAAGUUGCACUUGGGAUGUCUCCGUUGCAGUUGAUAAACACUACAAGUUUGAAUCAUCUUCUUCUUCAUAAUAAUAGUAAUUAAUUUUUAAUAUUUAAUUAACAAUAAUAUAGGAGUAAUAUAAAUUAAAUAUUAUUUAUAUUUAGUUAACAUUUCUAAUUAUGUUUAUAAUUAAUACUUUAAUUGUUAGAUCGAUGUAAUUAUUCCAAAUUCCAAAUUACGGGUCUCUCCUUUUAAUUUCUCUCUUUAA